AUGACUUACGGAACACAUGUUAUUACUGCCGUUGGCAAUAUUACAGACGAAAAACUCAACGAUUCCUCAGAAGUGAAGUGGUGGAACGUGCAAUGGAAGCCAAUUCUUGCCGAGUUCGUAUCAACGUUUUUACUAAUUUUCCUUGGCUGUAUGACAUGCAUCCCCCUAGACGGAUUAGCAACUCAGCCACCGCUCUAUGUGUCUAUUGGAUUCGGACUGAUAGUUCUAUUCAAUAUCACUGCUUUCGGCCACAUAUCUGGAGCGCAUAUGAAUCCAUCGGUUACCCUAACAUCCAUGAUUUGGGGUAAAACGUCUAUUGGCCUCGGAAUCGGAUACGUUAUUGCUCAAUGUGUCGGUGCGAUCGUAGGGUACGGGCUAUUAAUUAUAGUAUCGCCCUUUGAUUUAAUACCGGGAGCAAUCUGUACCACUCAGCCUCGUGUAGACAUGAAUCCGUACCAGGCACUUAUCGUUGAGAUAAUUUUAUCAUCGGCUUUGGGUUUCAUUAACUGUGCCGUAUGGGAUCCGGUAAAUGUGGAUAAAGAUGAGGCAAAUUCCUUGAAAUUUGGUUUGACCAUUGCUGCGUUUUCAAUUGCUGGAGGACCUUUGACUGGAGCAAGUAUGAAUCCAGCGAGAACAUUAGGUCCCUCCUUAUGGACUAACAAUUGGAAUACGCACUGGGUGUACUGGGUUGGUCCACUUAUAGGAGGUGCGUUUGCUGGUGUAUUUUAUAAAUUAAUUUGGUUCAAACGUUAA
Messenger RNA from Pieris macdunnoughi, 753 nucleotides. The record is from the annotation of a GenBank genome assembly. NCBI's taxonomy places the organism in Eukaryota, Metazoa, Arthropoda, Insecta, Lepidoptera, Pieridae.